Molecule: messenger RNA, 597 nt
Organism: Saccharomyces cerevisiae S288C
Lineage: Eukaryota; Fungi; Ascomycota; Saccharomycetes; Saccharomycetales; Saccharomycetaceae
Gene: HUA1
Product: Hua1p
Exons: 1
Coding region: 1-597 (198 amino acids)
Cellular component (GO): cytoplasm
Source: RefSeq, marked reviewed
AUGUCUAAAGACACGCAUGAUGAUGAACUGCCGAGCUACGAGGACGUAAUCAAGGAAGAGGAGAGAUUGCAAUCUCAACCGCCACGACCACCAAGACCAGCAGCUAACUUGGCGCAAGGGCACCAAUCAAGACCCCACCAAAGGCCCUCGACAAUGCCAGCAACGUCCUCAUCCCAAACAUAUGCUCACUCACACUCUUAUACGCCUACAAGUUCCCAACCACGGCCUCCACCGAGGCCACAACAGAAUCCUAGCUUGCCCUGGACAUACCCUCCCAGGUUUUACUGUUCCAAGUGUGGAAAUACGGGUUACAAGUUGAAGAAUGGACGAUCUUGCAAGUCGUGUUGGAGGAGGUUUGCACCUCAAAAUAACGUUGUUUCUGCACCGACAUAUUACACAAACUAUACAAUGCCCGUGUACACCAACGCAUGGCAGGGUAAUAGGCCCUUGUACGUUCAACCAGGGGAUCCUCGCCUGGGUGGCGUGCUAUGUGGUGAAUGCAGAGGGUCCGGACGCACCAGAUUCCUGUUGGACGAAGAUAUAUGUCCUCUUUGUCAUGGUGUAGGCAGAAUUAUCACCCAGCCUCAACGCUAUUAG